AUGCUGAGCAUUUUUAAUCGUAACAUGGAAAAGUCAGCAGAAAGCAUUGGGCUGAAAUCGAAUUCAAACAACAUGAUCAGACAAAGUGUUCCGGGGAUUAAGAAAUACCAGGUAACUUUGAACAAAAUCUCGAGAGUAAAAUUUUGCUCUUCGAGUAUGACAAGAAAGUACGUGACACAAACGGGUGCUAGGCAGACUGUUGUCAUAAUGAGUAAAAACAAUGUCCCCACGCAAAUAAAUGAAUUUAAGACUCCGAGUUCAGAUUCACACUUGAAAUCGCUUUCAAGUCAUGAGCUAUUUUCGCUCGGAGUUAUAGGCUUUGCGACUUUGAACAAGUCGAUGUUGGACCUGGUCAUUAAGGUCUUCCCCUUUGUACCAAUAUGGCUGAUGAAGCUCACGGUGUCGUCGCUCUACUGCGGUGGAGACAACUUCGAACAAGUGCGCGAAACCGGAAGAAGACUGCAGGAGCGAGGAAUCAAUAACAUGAUGCUCUCGCUGACGAUUGAGGAUGCAGAGGGCGUCAAAAACAUUGACAUCGACCAUAUUGUACACGAGACAAAGCGUUCCUUGAAAGAGAUCCUUAAACCCAAUUUAGAAGAGUUACUGGCUAAAACCACAGACGUCAAUUCCAUACCGCCUGGUUACAUUGCUCUGAAGCCAUCGGCACUAGUGUCGAACCCGCACGAAGUGCUUUUAAACUUUAACGACCCUGCCUGGAACGAACAGAGAAGCAAGCUGAUCGAAAACUGCGCUGCCAUCACCGAAGAGGCUUUCAAUCUGAACCAAGAGCUAGCUAAAAAGUAUCCCGCGAGGAAAACUCCUUUUUUUGUCGCAACCAUCGAUGCUGAGAAAUACGAACUGCAGAAGGCUGGUGUUUAUGAGCUUCAAAGAUUAUUGUUUGAAAGGUUCAACCCCAAGUCGGCGCCAUUUGUUUCCUGUAUAGGGACAUGGCAGCUUUACCUGACGGAUUCAGCAGCAGAUUUGGCCAAGGACUUAAAACUCGCUGAAGCGGGUGGCUACAAACUUGGUCUUAAGCUCGUGCGUGGCGCCUAUAUACACUCUGAACCUAAGAGAGACAUAAUCAUAUUCCCUGACCAAAAAGGUACCGACGACAACUACAACACUGUUAUGAAGCAAGUUAUUGAAGAUUUACUCGAAAAAGGCGAGAAUUCAACUUAUGGCCAUCUAGUCGUCGCGUCGCAUAACUACGCAUCUCAAAUGAUGGCUACCAAACUUCUGGAAGGUCAGGAUAACAAGAUUGGAAAGUCAAAUAUCAUCCUAGGGCAACUGCUGGGGAUGUCCGACAAUGUGACGUACGACCUAAUAAAUAACCAUGGCGCAAAGAACAUUAUAAAAUACGUUCCAUGGGGACCACCAAAGGAGACAAAAGAUUACCUUUUGAGAAGACUACAAGAAAACGGAGAUGCUGUUAGGGCUGAUAACGGCUGGCCACUUGUUAAAGCUGUAGCAAGAGCAUUUGUAGGGAACUGA
Messenger RNA from Lachancea mirantina, 1491 nucleotides. The record is from the annotation of a GenBank genome assembly. Lineage: Eukaryota; Fungi; Ascomycota; Saccharomycetes; Saccharomycetales; Saccharomycetaceae.